CGAAUGAAAAUGUGGGUCAUGAAUUUGGGAAAACCUGUCAAUAUUCCCAAGCUGAAUGAAGCCAUGGCUAUAGAGUUGGGCGCCAGUCUAUUGGGUGAGUUCAUUAUCUUUAGCAUCGCUGCUGGACUGUUACUUGCUGAGUACAGCAGACAAGUUCGUAAAGAGACAGCUAAGGAAGCAGCCCGUCAGGAAGAACUCAGCAACAUCCAAUAUACUAUCCAAGAGUUGUACUUUCAAGCGGAGAGGCAGGAUACUCAGAUUCGAGAGCUCUUGAGAACAGUAUCUGACCUAGAGAGCCGAGUGGUAAAGGUGCCUUGGAAAGGUAAACCUUCAGACGACACUACUCCGUCUGUAGGCCUACCUCACCCUGACACAAGGCCAGGGGUUGAUUCCAUUCACGACAUCAGGUAUUAUCACAGAGAGGGAUUUGGAACACCUUCAAAAACAUCGUACUGGUGGCCUGAAAGCCAUGGGCUUGUAUUUACAGCAGUAGCUUAUCUAUCAAAAGAUGUGUUCAGAGAAUCUAGUCAUUACAGUGUAGAUGAUAUGUAAAAGUUUAAUUCAAUGUAUAAUUCCCCAUCAUCAAUCAGAUGACUUGUGGAGAAAUGUUGAUUUUAAAUAAUAGAGUAUUUAGAUUUUGCUUAAAUGCUUAGUAGUCUAUGAUUUGGACAAACACAUUCACUUCAAAUGUCUUUGGAUUAGAACUGUUCUACUGCAUUUAAAAAUAAUAAUUUGUUUGCAAUAGUUCAAAAUAACAUUAUAUAUUGAUAGUAUUUAAAUUGCAUGCCAAUAUACAUAUAUGUUUGUUGGUUUUAGUAUUCAUUUGAUUUCUUCAAUGUACCAAGUAACCAUUGUAAUUUCAUGUAUUGUCGUAUAUGUAAAAUCUUUAAUUUAGCAAUAUUAAAUAACUAGGUAUAUUAUAUCACUCUCCUGAAAAAAUUUGUCAAAUCACCAACAAUCUAUUUCUUUGUGUACUCGUUCAGAUGUUGACAACAAAAACUCUUUGUAAUUUCAAUCAUGCCAUACCUCUUCAAAAGUCUAUGAAGACUUACGGACGGUGAACUGAGUUGUACUUUUCUUUUGUAACUUAAAUAUAGGUGCUUGUGUACAAUUUAAAAAAGAAACCUUAGAAGCUACUUAGCCUACUUUUUGUCAGUAAUAUCUUUGGACAUGUUGACAGAGUUUUUGCUAAAUAUUGUUUUAAUGUUAAAUUAGGUACUGUAAUGUAAUUUUUUAAAACAUCAACCAAAUAUCAGUUAGGCCUAUCACCUGAAAUAAAUAGGAAAUAUAUGUUAGUAUGAUGCAAUUUUGCAAUGGAUUCAACAUUAGUACUGUGAUGGGGAGAUCAUUUUAUUAAAUGUCAUUAGUUGUACAGAGUUAUGUAAUGCGA
Molecule: messenger RNA, 1390 nt
Organism: Macrosteles quadrilineatus (aster leafhopper)
Lineage: Eukaryota; Metazoa; Arthropoda; Insecta; Hemiptera; Cicadellidae
Product: putative OPA3-like protein CG13603
Exons: 1
Coding region: 4-552 (182 amino acids)
Biological process (GO): regulation of lipid metabolic process
Cellular component (GO): mitochondrion
Source: RefSeq, a predicted model, not a curated record